AUGUCGAAUCGUGCCGUGGGAGGGUUGCUGCAGCGCCUUGGCUUCAAGCGCCGUAGGGGUAGGAUCAAAAUACCCCCGUUGAACGAGGAGAGGAAAAACCGCAUCCGCCUCUUCCUUGUUAAGAUGGACCUCGCGAAGAGGGCCGAGGACGCUGGGGUCGCAGUCAUUGUGUACAUGGAUGAGAGCUUUGUUCACCAGGCGCAUGGUUCCGCGUACUCGUACUUUCCUUCUGACGAUAAGGGGGUUGUGCAGGAUGGGAUAGGCCGUACAACGGGGAAAGGUUUGCGUAUGAUCAUGGUGCAUGCGAUCACGAAGCACGGGCCCUUGGCCGAGCUACAGGAGGGAUUUCCUAUCCGUGAGGGUUGGUUCAAGGCUAAGGAAAAUCGUGCGAAGAAGAUUAAGCCUGGCGAGGCGGAUUUCGAAAUGUCAGAUGAGCAGACAGCAGAAUUUCUGUGGCAGGCCAAGUUGGCAACCGGAGAUUAUCAUAACGCCAUGACGGAUGGGAUGUUCAUGCAGUGGUUGAAGCACCGACUUACCCCGGCCUUCGAUGCGCAGUUCAAGAACAAGAAGAUGUUUCUCGUUCUCGAUAACGCCUCAUACCACCACUGCUUUGACGAGGAGGUUAAGGUGCCCGAAACCAACAGUAAGAAGUACAACGUCGAACUCUUGCGCAAGUACGGCUGCUGA
Ectocarpus sp. CCAP 1310/34 is the source of this 687-nucleotide messenger RNA. NCBI's taxonomy places the organism in Eukaryota, Phaeophyceae, Ectocarpales, Ectocarpaceae. The record is from the annotation of a GenBank genome assembly.